Molecule: messenger RNA, 3348 nt
Organism: Helianthus annuus (common sunflower)
Lineage: Eukaryota; Viridiplantae; Streptophyta; Magnoliopsida; Asterales; Asteraceae
Exons: 5
Coding region: 1-3348 (1115 amino acids)
Biological process (GO): DNA repair; telomere maintenance
Molecular function (GO): DNA helicase activity
Source: RefSeq, a predicted model, not a curated record
AUGGCUGUGCGCCCCUUUGUGAUGCUCAAAGCCUCUUUCGCCUUUCAUGCAUAUUCACGUGGUUUGCCUAACGGGUUGGUCCAAUACGUUUGUGGGCUAAAACUGAUUGAACAGGCUGGAGCAAAGAGAGGUAAAAAUGCCAUGCGGAGCGAUGCAGUGCAGAUGCAGCCUGCUUUAUGUCCACCAACAACAUAUUCUCCCUCCGUAUCUGCCCAAGGUGCGCAUGUUAGGUACCAGAACCUUGGCCGUCCAACCUUCACAUGCCAUAAUUGUGCGGCGAUCAUGUGGUAUGAAGAGAGGAAUAAAAAUACAAAGUCGUCUGAUGGGACGACUUUCUCUUCGUGCUGCCAGGAUGGCAAGGUUUUGCUUGCUCGCCUUCUUGAUCCGCCUGAACCAUUAAGAUCAUUACUUGAUUAUAACGACCCGGCGACACUUAGAUUCAGAGAACAUAUUAGAGUUUACAAUAGCAUGUUCUGUUUCACAUCGUUUGGGGGAAAGAUUGAUCAUGCUAUAAACAGUGGUCGAAGCCUAUACACCUUCCGAAUAAGUGGGCAGAACUACCACCGAAUAGGCUCCAUGUUGCCAGUUGAAGGUGAGCAACCAAGAUAUGCUCAGCUGUAUUUCUACGACACGCAAAACGAAGUUAAAAACCGUAUAACUGCUUUGUUUGGCCAGACCCAUUGUCACGACACAUGUGAUGAAGCAAUUGUUGCGUCCCUCAUCAGAAUGUUAGACACCCACAGUCCUUUGGCUACCGCCUUCCGCAUGGCACGUGACUGGUGCACUCAAAAUGAAAGAAACAGUUGUCAACUACGCUUACUUGGCCAAAUAAUAAACAAUCCACAAUACAACCGCCCUAAUGUGUCUGAAGUUGCUGUUCUUAUCACAAACGACUUUGGGGACAACACUGAACCACGUGAUAUUAUCGUUAGCACAAAGCACGGCGCACUUCAACGCAUAUCAGAAUUACAUCAGCUUUACAUGCCUUUGCAAUAUCCGUUGUUGUUUCCGUACGGAGAGACCGGGUUCCACGAACGAAUACACUACCAUGACAACACCGGACGUCAGGCGACUAAACGACAAUGUGUCACAAUGCGGGAAUACUACUGCUACAGAAUCCAUUAUCGCAAUAACAAAGGCACCACCCUGUUAAGAGGCGGUCGUUUAUUCCAACAGUAUUUAGUUGACUCAUACGCAGCUAUUGAAGAACAAAGAUUGCGCUGGAUGAGGAAUAACCAAAAUGAGCUGCGCGUUGAGCUCUAUCAUAAUGUUUGUGACGCUGUGACGCGUGGGGAUACAAAUGCUGAGGCUAUCGGGCAACGUAUAGUUUUACCGGCAACCUUUACGGGCAGUCCAAGAUAUAUGAUCCAAAAUUACCAAGACGCCAUGGCUUUGUGCCGUACUUUUGGGAACCCCGACCUGUUUGUAACGUUUACAGCUAACCCAAAAUGGCCUGAAAUCGAAGACAUGGUGUCUCUCAUACCAGGCCAAAAGUCUCAUGACCGUGCAGAUGUUGUAUCACGCGUUUUUAAGCUAAAACUGACCUCCUUGAUUGAAGAUAUUACGAAGAAACAAAUCUUUGGCAGCUGCCAAGCAGCUGUUUAUACAAUUGAGUUUCAAAAACGAGGCCUACCGCACGCGCACCUUUUGUUGUGGCUUGAACAUUCUGCCGAGUCUCGCACGCCGGCUGGCAUAGAUGAUUUGAUUUCUGCAGAGAUCCCAUCGGAAAUUGACGAUCCAUCCGGCUAUAAGGCUGUAACAGAUUACAUGUUGCAUGGCCCAUGUGGGAAUGAUGCGCGCAGUGCUCCGUGUACAACAGAUGGAAAAUGCAUGAAACACUUUCCGAAACCAUUUUACCGAGAAACAAAAAUUGACGAAGACGGUUACCCGGUUUAUCGCCGACGAGAUACCAAGAUCUUCUUUAAGAAGGGCAAAACGAAGCUUGACAACCGGUUUGUCGUCCCAUACAACCGCUACCUCCUCUUAAAGUACGAAUCGCACAUCAAUGUUGAAUGGUGCAACCAAUCCCGAGCGAUAAAAUACCUGUUUAAAUACUUAAGCAAGGGGCCAGACAGGGCUACAAUGGUUGUUCAGGAAAACAUUGGCAAUAACGGUGAAAAGCGUACACAACAGAUUGUUAAGGUUGAUGAGAUUAAAAACUAUCUGGAUUGCCGGUACUUAUCACCAUGUGAAGCUGUGUGGAGAAUGCUUGCAUUCCCUAUACAUUACUCAUUCCCAUCCGUCAUGAAACUAACGUUCCAUACACCUAAUCAACAUCUGCUCACGUUACGUGAUUCAGACAGCUUGCCGGCCCUGUUAAAUCGGGACGGGAUACGAGACACGAUGUUCACCCAAUGGUUUGCGCUAAACAACAGACAUGAAGCGGCAAGAGAGUUAACGUACGCCGAGAUACCAACAAGGUAUGUGUGGCAAGAGGAUAACAAGGUAUGGAAAACGCGGUUGGAGCGGACAGCCAUUGGGCGGAUUGUGUAUUGCAAUCCAGCAGCUGGGCCAAAGUAUUAUCUAAGAAUGUUGUUGGGAAUUGUAAGAGGGCCUCGAAGUUUCGAAGAAAUAAAAACGGUCGACGGAGUCGUAUAUGCAACGUUCAAAGAAGCCUGCUAUGCGUAUGGCUUGCUUAAUGAUGACAAGGAGUGGAAUGACGCCCUGUCAGAGGCUAAAUUAUGGGCGUCCGGUUCCCAACUACGGGAAUUGUUUGUUACCAUGUUGUUGUUUUGCGAAGUGAAUCGCCCGGCGCAACUCUGGGCACAAAAUUGGGAGAUACUAUCUGAUGAUAUUUUGUACCUGAAACGUAGGCUCUUCAUGUUCCCAGGGUUACAUUUAUCUGACGACCAGCUUAAGAACUACUGCCUGAUCGAACUAAAUGAACUAUUGGAGAAAAAUGGAAAAUCGUUAUCGGAUUUCACAGAUAUGCCCCAACCGGAUACGUCGCUCCUCGAUAAGAUGUAUAAUCGUCUAAUUAGGGAAGAGUUGAGUUACAAUAAAAAAAAGAUGACAGACGAACACGAUCGAUUAUAUGCAUCACUGAACACGGAACAAACGGUCAUAUACGACACAAUCAUUGAUUCUGUUACCACCCGAAAAGGCGGGUUCUAUUUCGUGUAUGGUCCGGGUGGGACAGGCAAGACGUUCCUGUACAAAGCCAUUCUGUCACGCUUAAGAUCUAUGGGCAUGAUUGCCCUUGCGGUUGCAUCUUCGGGUAUCGCGUCCCUUCUAUUACCCGGUAGUCGGACAGCUCAUAGUCGCUUCGCUAUCCCUUUAGAAUUACUUCACAAUACACGUGUGCCAUCAAACAAAAUACCCAAUUGGCACACCUGUUACAAGAGGUAA